AUGGGAGGCAAAAAUAGGCAAAGAAAAUCUUCAUCUUUUCUAUCUAUUUUCAACAUUUUCAAAUCAAACAAGCAUAGAGGAGGAAGUAAUUACAAUGCUUAUGAAGAAGGAACAAAGCCAGGGUACAAAAUAUGGCCUAGUGAUGAAGAUAAGGGCAGCUGGGGAGUAGCUGAUCCUGUAAUUGACAUGAGAGCUACGGAUUUUAUUGCGCGAUACAAGAAACGUGUCUCGGACUCAGAAAUACGUCAGGCUUAA
Messenger RNA from Lathyrus sativus (Indian pea), 255 nucleotides. Lineage: Eukaryota; Viridiplantae; Streptophyta; Magnoliopsida; Fabales; Fabaceae. The record is from the annotation of a GenBank genome assembly.